UCAUUUAUAUCGAUGGCGGGGUGAAAGGCAAAGCAAUACUAUUGAGUUUGAGAGUUGCAAUCUUCCACGCAAACAUCCACAGGACGCGACUGGGCUAAUUUUAACACGACGUUGUCUCGUAGGCAUUACACAUAAAGAUACAAACCCUCCCUCGAAAACCUUGGGCGGUUUUGAGCAGCGGUUUUCACGAAUCCCAGAAAACCAACGACAGCUCUUUUUGUUCACCAAAACCAGCAGCCAAAAAAAGAUGGCGCGCGGAGACUCAAAACCGGCGGCACACCCACAACUUGGACGGAGAUAAUAGAAUGAGUGCGGAAGAAGAGUUCAUAAAAUAUCAUCAGACGCCCACGGGGAUGAAGCACUCAGCUUGUCACAGUUGAGAAUCAUCUUCUUCUUCCUUAUUGGGUUGGUAUGCCAUGAUAGAUAUGGUGCUUCUUAUUCUUGAUAGCUGAUAGUAUCUCUCAGCCGAAAUAGAAACCCUUUCAAGUUCAAGGCUUCAAGCUGCCAGCCAGCCAGCAUCUUUCAAUUAUUCCAACUUCUUUUUUGUCUGUCUCAUCAUCAUUUGAUUUUAGAUUGCCUUUGAACCAAGCGCGAGGGCAAGGGCAAGGGCAAGUUAGUUCUUGAUCGGCAUGCAUGGAAGGAGGCGGUGGCAUUCCCAGUGCCAGUGGUGGCAGCAACAUUGCUCCUUGUGCAAUGCUUGGAUUAGAGAUGCCCCUUCACCACCAUAAUCAGCAGCAACAGCAGCUCUUAUCCUUCUCUAAUCAUUCACGUGAAGCUGAGAACCGGCAUCCUCCACAAGCAAUCAGAGCCGGUGGCUAUAGCACCAACUUCAAUGUCAGCGGUAGAGGGAAGCAACAGCAGCAGCCGUCAUUGAGCUCCGAAGAAGAGGCUCUUCCGGCGGCUCCCGAGGGCGCUGGUGGGGAUGGUACAAAGCGUGUUGGAGUUGUGCAGACACAGACGGCAUCUCCAUGGCAGAGGAUGAAAUGGACGGACAGCAUGAUACGGCUCCUCAUCAUGGUGGUUUACUGCGUCGGAGAUGAUAUAGGAGCGGACGGCGGCGGGGACACGCAACACGCAGCGGUGGGAAAGGGCAAGAAGGCGGCUUCAUCUGCGGGACAGCUGCAGCAGAAGAAGGGCAAGUGGAAAUCGGUGUCGAGGGCGAUGAUGGAGAGGGGAUACUGCGUGUCACCGCAGCAGUGCGAGGAUAAGUUCAAUGAUCUGAACAAACGCUACAAGCGGGUCAACGAUCUGCUGGGCAAGGGAACAGCAUGUCGUGUCGUGGAGAAUCAGUCGCUCCUCGACUCCAUGGACAAUCUAUCCCCCAAGGCCAAGGAGGAGGCCCGCAAGCUCCUCAACUCCAAGCACCUCUUCUUCCGCGAGAUGUGCGCCUAUCAUACCAGCUGCACCGCGGCUGCUUCUGCUUCUGCUUCUGCUUCUGUUGCUCCUCUGCCCUCUUCUGCCACCGCUGCUCCGGAUCAUUUUCACGACCAACAGGCUCCUCAUGUUCUUGCUGCUCCUGCUGCUGCUGCUGCUGCUGCUGGAGAUACGGGCCAGCAGAUGAUGGAGAUGGAAAGAGAGAGACCCGAUGACGAGGACGAUGCGGACAACGAGGUGGAGGGAGAGGAUGACUACAAUGAUGAGUACUUGGAUGAUGAGGACGAUGAGGACGAGGGUCAUCACCGCGCCCGCCACCAUCAUUCGCACCAGCAUUAUAAACAUGAGGAAAGGGAAAGAGGAAGAGUAAGGGACAGGGAUAGGGACGCGGACGAGGACACCAAGGAUGCUACCACAAUGGUAGCGGGGACAAAGAGGCCCAGAAGGUUGUCCCUGGGGCUGCCCUCAGCUUCCUCCGCCUCCUCUCCCCUGUCAUUGUCGCUUUCGUCACCUUCGUCGGCAUCCACAUCUAUGCAGCAGCUGAGGAGCGAAUUGAUGGGGCUGGCAAACGGAGGGCUCAGCGAGCCGCACCAGAAGCACUGGCUCAAGAACAGGGCACUGGAGCUGGAGGAGCAGCAGGUGCACCUCCAGAGCCGGGCCUUCGAGCUAGAGCGCCAGCGCUUCAAAUGGCUCCGCUUCAGCAGCAACAAGGAGCGAGAGCUUGAGAAAGCAAAGAUAGAGAACGAACGCCUCCGACUUGAGAAUGAGCGGAUGCUGCUCCUGCUACGCCAGAAGGAGCUCCAACUGAUCAAUGCCUCUGGCACGGUCACGUUUCUUGCCAGUAAUAGUGAUGCUCAGCAUCAGCAGCAACAGCAACUACUUUCCGGCAACUACAAGCGCUCCGCGGAUCACCACCCGUAUCCCCUCUAGGCUCUAGCUACUGCUACUGCUACUGCUACUGGCGUAACACCUCAUCUCGAUUACCAUUUUGCUUGCGCUUGCUUUGUUAGAUACAAUGGAAAAGAUAGCUCUGUGCUGUGUAUGUCCGCAGCUAUGGAGGAUGAGUGGGGUAUAUUCCUUCUUCCGAAGAGUAAAUUAACUCCUAAUAACCUCCGACUUCUGAUCUCUCAAAUCAAGUGUUCCAUAUCUGCCGCGCUUACUGACGUAUAGAACAGUAAAAUGCAACAGAAUUUGUAUUCAGAUGAGGCAACCUCUAAAGCUUUCAACCUGAAUAGCACAUUUGCAGAUUCUAGUGUUCCAACUUAGUAAAGAACACAGUUUUAGGGUGUAAUAAAUUAUGGUUACUUGCUGAAACUUCUUGAGAAGUUGGAUGCAAUUAUAUUUUCUUGAUAUUAAUUGGAAUACUUUGCAUAUUGUUGAUGCAAGUGCUAAUCCAAGUAUGAAAAUUUUGUUAUACCAGCAGGACCACA
Molecule: messenger RNA, 2804 nt
Organism: Dioscorea cayenensis subsp. rotundata (Guinea yam)
Lineage: Eukaryota; Viridiplantae; Streptophyta; Magnoliopsida; Dioscoreales; Dioscoreaceae
Product: stress response protein NST1-like
Exons: 1
Coding region: 634-2304 (556 amino acids)
Source: RefSeq, a predicted model, not a curated record